AUGUAUCCAGUGGUGGUAUCACAGCAGGGAUCAUCAUCUGUGUCAGUUUCAGCACAACCAAUUGGUUGUGGCUUAUUCGAGGACCAAUACCCUUUUCAACCAAUCCUGGCAUCCUUAUUCGAACUGACGUAGUGUAGUUGAAAAUCCUAUCAGCACUAGUAAGCGGUUUGUUCACUGCAAUGGAAUGUUCCAAUCCUUCGUAAUGUUCCAAUUAUGGAAGUAUGGCUUAUUGCUAUGACGUCCUGAGCAGACAGUUCGACCAUCUUUUCUGCGGCAUAUUACAGUGAGCUUGAAGCUUCUCUUCUUCUUGGUUUCACUAGAUGAUAAGUCGUCGAUAACACGGAAAUAUAACGCGCGAUUCAUCUGAAUACCGACAGACAACAUGAUCAGCACACGACUCUCCCUGUUAGCGAUACUGGCGCUCUUCGUAACAGCUGCGCAGAGCGCCUCCGUCAGUUUCACGAACGGCUUGCCAGCAAACAGCAUCAUGGAUGAAGGGACAACGUUCGAAGUGAAGUGGAGCUGGGACGGCGGCAAACAGGCCACGGGCCAGCUGGUUUUGACCACGUUUACCCAGAAUAACAUGAACAGCGCCGUGAACACCACCUUAGAAGAUAAACUCAACCUAGCUCAAGAAAGCUAUUCCUGGGUCGUGAUGACGUCAAAGGGUCACAAAUCGCUGGACUGGUACUACAGAUUCAGCAUCAUAUACAAUGGAGAUGCGAGUCAGGCGUCUGGUCGUGCUUUCAGGAUCAAUACUGCAUCUUCUACAUCUAGUACUGCUGGCACUGGAACGGCGACCAAUUCUCCUGGAACCUCAAAAGAUCCGUCGGGUGAAUCAUCAUCGUUGAGCGGGGGAGUCAUCGCGGGUAUAGUCGUCGGGUCUGUGGCCGGCGUGGGCAUACUUGCCGCGCUAGUCGGACUUGUAUUAUACUAUAGACGGAAAUCACGGCGUGGAGAGACGAAGGGGACAGAUCUGCCGGCCCCGAAACUCGGGGCCGACACUGCGAUCAGUUCUACUCCAGAAACUAGGGACGGCGCUAGCCUGGGUAUAGCGGCAGCGACAGCGAUGCCACAGUAUCAGAAGGCAGAACUAGAUGCCGCGGAACGGCAGAGCAUAUCUUACGAGCUUGAGGCCCGGCCGAUCUCGUCUAGCGGAAUGACGCGGCCUUAGCUCAAAUCAACCACUAGGGCGGAACUUGCUGGGGAUAUCUCAAACGAGGGCGGGAGAGCUUCGAAGUGAUGAAUAUCGUGCAAACAGCCAUCAUGCGAUUUCACCGAAGCAAUGAGAAUAGGUGUUCAGCUAUUCAAUGGCGAGCGAGCGAGCGACUAG
Messenger RNA from Xylaria bambusicola, 1333 nucleotides. RefSeq lists its product as uncharacterized. The transcript has 2 exons. Bases 383 to 1174 code for a protein of 263 amino acids. The record is from RefSeq and is a predicted model, not a curated record. Lineage: Eukaryota; Fungi; Ascomycota; Sordariomycetes; Xylariales; Xylariaceae.